GGGAACCACAAGCCCUAUUUCAAAUGAGAUUUUAUAGUGUUUUCUUAUUUCAUUUUUUAAAAACUGAAGUACCAAUUUCACUGUCAAUUCCGUAACCAGGAAGGAACUGGGUUGUAUCUUGACAAAAAAGGUGCAAGCACGCCCGCUACGUACUUUCUGUUUCUUGUCUGUCCAGAAAAUCAUUUCCUGUUCGGAGUUUUUAUCUUAACCAGCCAGCAUUUGUUCGCCUUCAGCUCGUCCACGUAAAGACUAAUGUUUGCCUAUUUGACGUGUCUGUCAGAGGUUUUGUUAUUUAAAUGAACGUAGCGUUUCGUGACAUAGUUGUCCAAAUCUAACUUCAUUGCGGUAUUAGCCGUGGAUUCUCACAGCAAGUAGGCGAUUAAAGUUCGCCGAAGAGGAAAGGAUAAAUAUGAAUUUCCUUAUCGGACAUGUUUUCUCGCUAAUGGCUCUAGUAUCAUCUCUCCGGAUAAUGGAAGGGCCACCUCUAAAUUGUACUCAAGAGGGCCUGAGGUGCAGUGCAAAUAUAAGUGACUGCUCUGACGGGGACAGGUGGGUUAGGCCCAGGUAUGAAACCUCAACCAGCCCGUCGAAAUCAGAGCUACAGGUGGUGGCUAGAAGAGACGAGAAAGGGGACCUGGUGCCCGUGAUCUCGGCGAAAUGGUGGGCGCGGACAGAUGGAAGCAUAUUUUCCCUCAAAGGAACCAAGGUGCACAUACGACAGGAGGCCAGUAACCAAAGCCUUUGCGUUUAUUACGUUUUCCACAAUAAAAUGGAAAUGGUGAACCCUAGGCAUGAAGCGUGGUCAUUUUCAUUGGACCGAGUUGUUGUGGAUCCCGGACAGAAAUACUCGAUUUACAUUUCUAAUCUGCCUGUACCACGCAUUGGGCAUAACAAGAUUGACCAAAACUUUACCGUCCCAGGGUGCAAUGAUCCUAAAUUACAGGAAACAGAAGUAUGUUUGGAGAGUGGAAGCCUGUGGGAACCUAACAUUACCCGGAGUGUAUCGGGUUCGGGAGCAGCGAUGACCGUGAGUUUUAACAGCGAGGAGCACUCUGAGAAAUACACUGUGUCCGUCCAGUGUCCGGACUUCAGAGACUCGCAGACCGUCUGGAAGGAAAAUGAGACGUCCCUGAAUGUGACGUUUGCAAUGGACCAGUGGCCUGCGACCUGCUGCGAUUAUGACAUUGUGAUCCAGCCAUUUUUUAUUCGGUGCAGCGAGGACUGUGCCCGCCUGGAGAGAUUUAAGAACUGCGUCCAUGACCCAGGAUACUGUGGCGGACAAGUUUUAAUCAUUUCUUUCCUGGGACUGCUCCUUUGUUGUGGGUGUUUUGCACUUUGCAGAAAGACCUUGACCGGUGUGAGAAAACCCUGCCCUCCAGGUUCCUUGAGCGACCCAGCUGCCACGCCCACUGCUGUCUCUCGACAAGAGCCUCUCCAGCUGAGCACCCCAAGGAAAGUUCUGCUGAUCUACUCGCUGGACCACCCUCUGUACAGAGACGUCGUCCUCAAGCUGUGCGCCUUCCUGAGGGCCAAGUGCGGCACCGAGGUGGUCCUGGACCUGCUGGACUCCGCCUGGCUCGGCACCGUGGGCCGCAUGCAGUGGCUGGACUGGCAGAAGCAGCAGAUCGAGAAGUCGUCCGACAAGAUCCUGAUCCUGUGCUCACGGGGCGUGCGCGCCAAGUGGAGGGCGAUGUGCGGAGAGGGCCGGGUGAUGCUGAGAGAGGACCUCCGCUCGCCCAUGGGGGACAUGCUCACCCCCGCCCUCAACCUAAUCGUCCCAGACGUCGUGCAUAGCACCUCCUUUCAGAAGUACAUGGUGGCGUACUUUGAGGACGUCAGCUGCGAGGAUGACGUCCCCGCGCCGUUCAACGUCACCGUCAAGUACAAGCUGAUGAAGCACUUUGAGGAACUCUACUUCAGAAUCCUGGACCAGGAAAAACAUGAGCCGGGAAGGGUGAACCGCAUCGAGGGAAUAGCGCUAGAUGAAUAUUUCAACUGCCCCUCGGGUAGAGCCUUGAGGGACGCCAUCGAGACUUUGCAGGCCUACCAGCUGGAGAAUCCAGACUGGUUUGAAAAGGAGUGUGUGGACAGCGAGGAAGAAGUGUCAGAGUCCGAGCUACAGCACCCUCUUCUUGCAGACACGUGCGGAGGCCCCAUAUUUCAGUGUGUGCCGGAGUUUCAGGAAGGGCCUCCUGUGCUUGUCAACGAGGUGGAGUUCAAUGAAGAUGCCAGAGGCGUCCGGGCAUUAAUCCCUCUCGUGAACCAGGGAGGGGAAGGGCUUUCCACCCACCAGCUUCAUCCUGGCGUUCAUCCCAGCGACAGCCACCUCUGUUACUCGCACCCAGUCGUUGAGGCCGAUCCGCUGAUGUCAAAAUGGAGCCUCCGCCCUUCAGCGAGCGAAGGUCAGCCUUGCUCAAGGAACGCCGCCGCCCCGCAGGAGCCGCCAACACCGAUGAGGAACACGUUUCAUUUGCCGGGGGAGGUGUGGGGGUCGUCGUCGGGAGAGAGCGUCCCGGUGGAGAACCGAGACGAGGCGCCGACAUCGACCGACCGCCUCUCACCUACCGUGCUGCGGCAGCUGCAGGCCCUCCAGAGGUCGUUCGGCCCUGCGGAGGACCUCGCCUCCGCGCCCGUGGGGGUCGUGGACCACAGAAAAAGGCCCCCCAGCGGAUCAGACCAGGGGUACAUCUCCAGGUCCUCCCACCACCAGGACUCAACGCACAAUAAAUCCCAGAAUCCACUGGACGCUCUGACCAGACUCCAGGAAGCUUGUCUCCUCAACAGCCUCAAGCCGUCAGGAGACGUGCCCUCGAGUGAAGCAUCUUUUGGACAUGACCGCCAAUAAUUGGGCGGCAGUGUAGUAUAAUGGGUAAGGAACUGGACUUGUAAUCUAAAGGUCACAGUAGGACACUGUCUCAUCUAAUGUGAUACCAGAGACUAUUUCAAAUCAGCGACUACUGUGAUUUCAAACAGGGAAAAGGUUUGGUCAAUCCAUAAAUGAAGGGUUUCAUUUGAUUACCGUGCAUCACUGUUAACAACUCCCGUUUCUUUUAUCCUGUCCAGCAACACUGUGCAAAAUUUCGAAAGUGUGAAAAAUGUAUGCCAUUGUAUAAUAAAAGUGUUUAUAGUGAUUGUA
Messenger RNA from Anguilla anguilla (European eel), 3136 nucleotides. RefSeq names its product interleukin-17 receptor A-like. The record is from RefSeq and is a predicted model, not a curated record. Gene Ontology annotation, molecular function: interleukin-17 receptor activity. Bases 410 to 2845 code for a protein of 811 amino acids. Lineage: Eukaryota; Metazoa; Chordata; Actinopteri; Anguilliformes; Anguillidae. The transcript is spliced from 13 exons.